This is a messenger RNA of Seminavis robusta, 525 nucleotides long. The record is from the annotation of a GenBank genome assembly. NCBI's taxonomy places the organism in Eukaryota, Bacillariophyta, Bacillariophyceae, Naviculales, Naviculaceae.
AUGAGUUGGAUCAACGUCUCUGUCAGGGACGGCCAGGAUGGGGCCGGUUCGAAUGCUGCUUCAGUUGCAAGGAUCAAGAUCACUUGUCCUCCAGGAGUUAUCGACGCUACACUCGACGGGCCGGUUACCCUACAAAGAUUUGGCGACACUACUCUAUUUCGCAUUGCCAUCCAUUACAACAACAGUCGAUUCAACCAUGCAGUUCUUUGUAUUUCUCCUAAUGCUGCCUGGACCGUAUCCAAACCAAAGAAACUCAUCAGCCAAAACACGAGGACUAGAUUUUUGGUGAUGAAGUUUGAUCUCCCUGAAGACAACCCCGAAGGCUUUGUCAAAUUGGAGGUUACUCUCCCAUACGAUGGAGAAGAAGGCAAUGCAAUGCUGUUUGCCCAAGCUGCCGUCUAUGCAUCUUGCGUCGUCUGUGACCGCGUCAACAUGGAAGCUGCAGAUGCCACCACCAAUGAUGAAUUGGAUGAUGAAUCAUUCGAAUCGUUUCAGGGCACUGUAUCAAGUCUAAAUCUAGUCUAG